Messenger RNA from Myotis brandtii (Brandt's bat), 2796 nucleotides. RefSeq names its product rhomboid 5 homolog 1 (Drosophila) (gene RHBDF1). Gene Ontology annotation, biological process: regulation of epidermal growth factor receptor signaling pathway; regulation of protein secretion. NCBI's taxonomy places the organism in Eukaryota, Metazoa, Chordata, Mammalia, Chiroptera, Vespertilionidae. The record is from RefSeq and is a predicted model, not a curated record. Gene Ontology annotation, molecular function: serine-type endopeptidase activity. Gene Ontology annotation, cellular component: endoplasmic reticulum membrane.
UGUGCAUGGGCCCGCCUUGCUGCACCGGAACCAUGAGCGAGGCCCGCAGGGACAGCACGAGCAGCCUGCAGCGCAAGAAGCCCCCCUGGCUGAAGCUGGACAUUCCAGCUGUGGUGCCCCCUGCGGCGGAGGACCCCAGCUUCCCGCAGGCAGGCCCUGGCCAGCAUGGGCUGUGGGUCCCUCCUGCCCAGCCCCCUCACCACGACCCCGUCACCCAGCCCCUGAGACGCCAGGCUUUCUUGCGGAGUGUGAGCAUGCCGGCUGAGACAGCUUACGUCCCUUCCCCUUAUCAUGAGCCCCGCCGGCCGGUGCUGCAUCGCCAGACAUCGAUCACACAGACCAUCCGCAGGGGCACCGCUGACUGGUUCGGAGUGAGCAAGGACAGUGACAGCACCCAGAAGUGGCAGCGCAAGAGCAUCCGCCACUGCAGCCAGCGCUAUGGGAAGCUGAAGCCCCAGGUCAUCCGGGAGCUGGACCUGCCCAGCCAGGACAAUGUGUCGCUCACCAGCACGGAGACGCCCCCUCCGCUGUAUGUCGGGCCAUGCCAGCUGGGCAUGCAAAAGAUCAUAGACCCCCUGGCCCGGGGCCGGGCCUUCCGCAUGGCGGAUGACACCGCCGACGGCCUGAGCACCCCGCACACGCCCGUCACUCCCGGUGCCGCCUCCCUCUGCUCCUUCUCCAGCUCCCGCUCGGGCUUCAACCGGCUUCCGCGGAGGCGCAAGCGUGAGUCUGUGGCCAAGAUGAGCUUCCGCGCGGUCUCGGUGAGGGACGGCACCUUGCGCCGGGCGCAGCGCCGAAGCUUCACCCCCGCCAGCUUCCUGGAGGAGGACACGGCGGACUUCCCCGAUGAGCUGGACACCUCCUUCUUCGCCCGGGAAGGUGUCCUCCACGAGGAGCUGUCCACAUACCCAGACGAGGUGUUCGAGUCCCCGUCAGAGGCAGCGCUCAAGGACUGGGAGAAGGCCCCGGACCAGGCGGACCUCACGGGCGGGGCCCUGGACCGCACGGAGCUGGAGCGCAGCCACCUGAUGCUGUGGUUCUUCGCCAGAGAGAAGCGGCCGUACGGGCUGGGCAUGGUGGGCCGGCUCACCAACCGCACCUACCGCAAGCGCAUCGACAGCUACGUCAAGCGCCAGAUCGAGGACAUGGAUGACCACAGGCCCUUCUUCACCUACUGGCUCACCUUCGUGCACUCGCUCGUCACCAUCCUCGCCGUCUGCAUCUACGGCAUCGCACCCGUGGGCUUCUCGCAGCACGAGACGGUGGACUCGGUGCUGCGGAACCGAGGGGUCUAUGAGAAUGUCAAGUAUGUGCAGCAGGAGAACUUCUGGAUCGGCUCCCCGCAGGAGGCCCUCAUUCACCUGGGCGCCAAGUUCUCGCCCUGCAUGCGCCAGGACCCGCAGGUGCAUAGUUUCAUCCACAAGGCGCGGGAGCGGGAGAAGCACUCGGCCUGCUGCGUGCGCAAUGACCGGUCGGGCUGCGUGCAGACCUCGGAGGAGGAGUGCUCGUCCACGCUGGCAGUGUGGGUGAAGUGGCCUUCCCAUCCCAGCGCCCCCGACCUCGCCGGCCACAAGAGGCAGUUUGGUUCUGUCUGUCACCAGGACCCCAGGGUGUGUGACGAGCCCUCCUCUGAGGACCCCCAUGAGUGGCCAGAUGACAUCACCAAGUGGCCGAUCUGCACCAAAAGCAGCGCCGGGAACCACACCAACCACCCCCACAUGGACUGUGCCAUCACGGGCCGGCCCUGCUGCAUUGGCACCAAGGGCAGGUGUGAGAUCACCUCCCGGGAGUACUGUGACUUCAUGAGGGGCUACUUCCACGAGGAGGCCACGCUCUGCUCUCAGGUGCACUGCAUGGAUGACGUGUGCGGGCUCCUGCCCUUCCUCAACCCCGAGGUGCCCGACCAGUUCUACCGCCUGUGGCUGUCCCUCUUCUUGCACGCUGGCAUCCUGCACUGCCUGGUGUCUGUCUGCUUCCAGAUGACUGUCCUGCGGGACCUGGAGAAGCUAGCAGGCUGGCACCGCAUAGCCAUCAUCUACCUGCUGAGUGGCAUCACUGGUAACCUAGCCAGUGCCAUUUUCCUGCCAUACCGGGCAGAGGUGGGCCCAGCCGGCUCGCAGUUUGGCAUCCUGGCCUGCCUCUUCGUGGAGCUCUUCCAGAGCUGGCAGAUCCUGGCCCGGCCCUGGCGUGCCUUCUUCAAGCUGUUGGCGGUGGUACUCUUCCUCUUCACCUUUGGGCUGCUGCCCUGGAUCGACAACUUUGCCCACAUCUCGGGCUUCAUCAGCGGCCUCUUCCUCUCCUUUGCCUUCCUGCCCUACAUCAGCUUCGGCAGGUUCGACCUGUACCGGAAGCGCUGCCAGAUCAUCGUCUUCCAGGUGGUCUUCCUGGGCCUCCUGGCCGGCCUGGUGGUCCUCUUCUACUUCUACCCCGUCCGCUGCGAGUGGUGCGAGUUCCUCACCUGCAUCCCCUUCACCGACAAGUUCUGUGAGAAGUAUGAGCUGGACGCCCAGCUCCACUGAGCGGGUGGGGGCGCUGGGGCCACGGGCCUCCAGCAGGCUGGAGCCAGGCACUGCCCACCGAGCCUCACGCCACGGGACUGUCAGCAGGCCCUGGGGGCGUCCUGCCCGUUUCCUGGACACAGACCUCUUGUGCCUCGUUCACUGCUGUUGAACCUCUCGUACUUCCGGGCAUUUAUUACACUAGUUCCUGUGAUUACCUUCUAACUAGUCUCCUGACGACCACCUCAUGUGGCCAAUAAAUGGACUGGGAGCGUUUUAGCUGCCACUAACUUGACCA